Molecule: messenger RNA, 1081 nt
Organism: Hypoxylon trugodes
Lineage: Eukaryota; Fungi; Ascomycota; Sordariomycetes; Xylariales; Hypoxylaceae
Exons: 1
Coding region: 273-701 (142 amino acids)
Source: RefSeq, a predicted model, not a curated record
UCAUUCACAAUUAGUCAGAAGAUUCUUCCAGACGAACGACAUUCGUUAAGCUGCGGUUUGCGUAUUCCGAUAUAGUUUGACUUUUGGUGAAAGGUAGGUGUAGAAUCUGCGAGGAUCAUGCAAUUUCCUCUUGAAGGUCAUCGAUGGUGCGUUCUUACUUAGGUACCUACCCAGGCACCUAUGGUAGGUGUCGUUUGUCGAGGUCCGAAUGGCUAUGCGGGAUUUCUGCUGACCUAAGGUAUAGAAGAAGUCCAUUACGUUGAAGAAACAAAAUGUCUUUCAAUCCCUCAUCACCUAUGAGGUCGCUCUUCUUAACUGAGGGCGUCCUCAAGCUUAUCGGCGGAUCGAUAUUCAUGAUUUCACCUCAAACACCCUUGUCGGUCGCAGUCGGUGCUCCAAUCCCACCAUCAGCCCUUCUCCUAACUCGACUUUUGGGUACACAGACGUUUACGUUAGGCUUGUCAAUGCUUCUCGCAUCCUCAAGAACACCAAAAGCUGUGCCAAGCAGACGAAUCGUAUAUUGGACAAUAUUUGCAAGAGAUGCCACCUUGAUAACAGUGCUAGCGCUUCAGUUAUGGUUUGGUGAUAAUACCGAAGCUCUGGGUUUCUCGCCGAAAGGAUUACGCGCGUGGCUUGCGGAGCUGAUGCCCUUUUGUCUCGGCCAUUUAUGGAUUCUCAUUACUAAGCCACAUUGGUUCUGAUACUGGCAACAAUCUAUCCUGCCGGCUUGCUACACGGGUUGUUGAUUCGUAUUCAAGAUAAAAAGGUUAUGAUUAGUAAAGUGUACAUCUGAUUCCCCUAUUUGCCCAAUUUCCCGAAAUACGACCUAGGAUAUACGGGGAGAUUAAGAUGUACCCUUGCGUGUAGAGCUAGAUUCCGAAUUGUAUGAGGUUUGUAAAUUUAAAAUCCAGGCAUGACAACUUCCUCCGGAAUUCGAGGAGUUCUUCAAUUCUAUCGACUCACCCAAGACCGCCAGACAUGAACACGAUAGAGCACCUCAGAACUCUUUAAAUCAUGUGGAUGAAAGCUUAAUCACCCUGAUUCGUCUAUGUGCCGAGUCUGAGUGCGCGCUAUUCCGAUC